CGCGUCGUCCCAUAUAAACGCGCACGACGCAGAACUACGCAACACAAGCACCAGCAUCAUCGCGCGCGAGCAAGGAAAGGAAAGGCAACCACCGCUGUACGCCGAGAAGAAGAACGUCACGAGAAUCGUUGGAGGAGAAAGUGGACAUGGCGGCUUCCGCGAGGCGGCAGGGGGAGAGGGCGACCAGCUUCGCCAUGGCCUGCAACCUGCUCAGCCAGUUCGUCCGCAAGAACGGCGCCGCCGCCGUCGACCUCGGCCUCGGAAUCAGCAAAGUUGAGGCCGAGGCGAAGACUACUCUGCACGGAGCGGACGGCGAUAGGAAGGAGACCAUGGAGCUGUUCCCGCAGAGCGCCGGCCUGGGUGCCGUGCAGGACGCGGCUGCCCCUGAUGCUACCAGGGAGCAAGAGAAGCAGCAGCUGACCAUCUUCUACGGUGGGAAGGUGCUCGUGUUCAACGACUUCCCCGCAGACAAGGCGAAGGGCCUCAUGCAGCUGGCUAGCAAGGGCAACCCUGUCGUUCAGAACGUCUCUGCGCCCGCAACUGGUGCCGACAGCACCAAGGUCCAGGCAGCCGUGCCGGUCCUAGAGAGCAGUUUGCCUGCUGCUCAGGCCGAUGCGCCGAAGCCUGCUCGCACUAACACUUCUGAUAUGCCAAUUGCUAGGAAGGCGUCACUUCACCGAUUCCUUGAGAAGAGAAAGGAUCGUCUGCAUGCAAAGGCCCCAUAUCAAGCUUCUCCUUCAGAUGCAUCACCGGUCAAGAAGGAGCCUGAGAACCAGGCUUGGCUUGGACUAGGGCCUAAUGCUGCCCUGAAGCCAAACCAUGGCCUCUAAUUCAGCAAAUGAGGGGGCAUAGCAACAUUACGCCCUUACCGGAAGCUUUUCAGAACUGUCUGAAAAUGUGCUUGCCGUUAGAGUAUGGGAUCAUAAUAUCCUCUCUUUAUCAUGUUCUAGUGUUCUGUUUAGGUUAUGGUUCUAUGUUAUUUGCCUUCAUAGUUCCGAUGUAAAGAAAAAGUAGCAAACGAUGACCAGUGCCGAGAGCCUGAGAGAAGUUUUGGCAUGUUAACACAUGGUGACAUUGAUUUUGGCCAUGCUAAGCAAAAGUUAGUACAAAGAAAACAUAUAUGUAUGCUAUGUAACUCUGAUCAGUCGGCAUUAUCAUUGGUUUUAUCCUUGAUUUGUAAAAGCAAGUGAUUGUAAUGGAUUCAAAUUAUCUUCAUAUGCCUAUAUGGGUUAAUAUUUA
Lolium perenne is the source of this 1239-nucleotide messenger RNA. RefSeq names its product protein TIFY 10b. Gene Ontology annotation, biological process: regulation of defense response; response to wounding; regulation of jasmonic acid mediated signaling pathway. Lineage: Eukaryota; Viridiplantae; Streptophyta; Magnoliopsida; Poales; Poaceae. Gene Ontology annotation, cellular component: nucleus. The record is from RefSeq and is a predicted model, not a curated record.